UUUCCGGUUGUCAACAUUUGGCACGAAAGACGAAGAUCAGAUAAACGUCCAGAUAUCAUUUCUGUCCAAAAUGUUACGUUAAAGAUGGGAAAAAGAUUUGAAAUCAGAUUGAGUGCCCUACCAUCUGCACAGAGUCCAGAUACUCCAGAAUUGAACAAGAAACAAAAACACGCCAAAGUAAUGCGUGAAAGACGAGCAAAGUGGAAUGAACAACAGAAACAAGAAAAUAAAGAAAGAAGCAGAAUAAGGAUGCAAAAUAUGCGUGAAAGGAAAAAAAAAGAACAUACUCAAAAUUCUGUAAGUAAAAACAUUCUGACAAGACAUGAAUUAAAAAAAGAAGAAGAGAGAAAAAGAGUGCAAAGAGAAAAAAAGAGACAAUACAGAGAAACUCUGUCUUCACAAAAGAAAAGAAGAAUUAAAGAAAAAGAUCGAAACAAGAAAAGGUUAAAACGACAAAAAACAAAAUUAAACAAGCUUGCAGUUCAUCAUGUUCAUCAAGUAGACACUACAUCCAAUAUAAUUUCAAAUACAGAUAGUGAAAUAGUACUUAUUCAAAAUGAUCAAUCUAAUCAAGUGUCAAAGCAAUGGACCAAACCAGCUUUAAGAAAAGCAAUAAGCAGGGUAAAAUCAGCUUUGCCUAGAAGUCCUUCUAAAAGGCAAAAGGUGUUGAACCAAUUGAGUAAAACAAAUGACACAUGUAAUGAACAGAACAGAACACUCAUAUCAAUAGUGAAAGCAGCACAUGACAAUUUAAAAGGAAAAACAAAGACAGAAAAGAUGGCCAGGAAAAAAUUUGUUUCCAAUUUAUCAGACCAUAUCAAAAGAAAAUAUGGCAUGCAAAGUUUAGUUUGUAAAACCUUUGGAAUUGAAAAAAGAUACUUAACAAAAUAUUGUAAAAACACGGAACAGAAACAAAGAAAGGAUACUAUUUCAAAAGAUACUACAGAUUCUGUUAACAAAUUUCUUGUACGUGAAGACAUAUCAAUUAAUGUACCAAAUAUAAAAGCAAUGAAAGCAAAUACAGAAGACCAUCAAUUUGUGCUACAGAAGUCAAUGACAGAAAUAUAUUCAGAUUGGAAAGCCGAAAACCAAAAUACAAAGUUAUCAAAAUCUAAAUUCUUAAAAAUGAGACCAACGAAUGUAAAAUUACAGAACCAAAGAAAACUAAUCCAGUGUCUAUGUGAAUAUUGUGAAAAUGUGAAUUUGAAAAUCACAGCAUUUAACAAUUUUGCAGUACGUAAGAAUCAACAACAGCUUAGAAUUAGAGAUAAGUAUGAAGCUAUUAAUAUGAUUUUAUGCGAAAAAAAUGGGGAACAAUUUAACAAAAUUACUUGUAUAGAAGGAAAGUGUGUGAAUUGUGGAACAGAGAAUCUAAGUAAAAGAAUGGAACCUCUUAUCAUAGCUAAUGAAGAAAUAAAAUGACAAAAAUGGGAUUUUGU
Messenger RNA from Mytilus californianus (California mussel), 1439 nucleotides. RefSeq lists its product as uncharacterized. The coding region runs from base 85 to 1422 and encodes 445 amino acids. The record is from RefSeq and is a predicted model, not a curated record. Lineage: Eukaryota; Metazoa; Mollusca; Bivalvia; Mytilida; Mytilidae. The transcript is spliced from 2 exons.